Stegodyphus dumicola is the source of this 3571-nucleotide messenger RNA. Its product is annotated as protein Loquacious-like. Gene Ontology annotation, cellular component: RISC-loading complex; RISC complex; cytoplasm. Gene Ontology annotation, molecular function: siRNA binding; double-stranded RNA binding. Gene Ontology annotation, biological process: siRNA processing; regulation of regulatory ncRNA processing. Lineage: Eukaryota; Metazoa; Arthropoda; Arachnida; Araneae; Eresidae. The record is from RefSeq and is a predicted model, not a curated record.
ACUUUUACUUCGAUCAACAAAGACAAACAUUCGGAAUGAUAGUAAUUUCAAAUAUAUUUUAAUUGUACUUGUUAUUGUAAUCGUGUUUAUCAGUAGUAUUUACCUUUAAAGCCAGUUUUCUAUCCAUCAAAAUGACGAAUGCUGCCCAAAAGACUCCGAUUAGCUUAUUACAGGAAUUAUGUGCUCAACAAGGCAUGACACCUGAUUAUAAACUGAUGUCAGUUGAAGGAGCUGUCCACGCACCUACUUUCAUGUAUAGGGUUCAAGUUAAUGAAGUGGUAGCCACUGCAACUGGUCAGAGCAAGAAGAAGGCAAAACAUGCUGCAGCCAAAGCUGUUCUUGAAAGAUUGUUGUCAAAAGACGGAGAAUACCCUCAGGGUUUUCUGUCUGAUGGUGUAACAGUGAAUGCUGAAAAUUUAACUGAAAUAAUUUCUGAACCAGCAGCAGUGCCUGCAGCUGAAGAAAAUGUUGAGGGUAAUCCAGUAGGUGCAUUACAAGAACUUUGUAUGAAAAGAAAAUGGCAGCCACCUUAUUAUGAAACAGAAAAGGCUACCGGUCUUCCACAUGAGAAGGUUUUUUCUAUCAUGUGUGUAGUUGACAAUCAUACAACAUCAGGGGAAGGCAAAAGCAAAAGGCUGGCAAAACGUCAGGCUGCUGAUAAUAUGCUGAAAAGGUUAAAAGCUCUAAAAGUUGUUUCUGAUGAAGAGGAAGAGGCUGCCAAGAAGUAUGAAGACAUUAGAGUCUUUGCAAAAGAAGAUCCUGACAACAAAAUAUCAAAUCUGCAGAAAACUUAUUCUAAAAAUGUAUUAAAAUUUCUGAAAGAUCUUAAAACAUCUACAAGUUCCUUUUUACACGCUUUGCAAGAUGUUGAUCUCAUGGAUCAAAAUUUGGAUUGUUUGAAACUAUUACAAAAUAUUGCUACUGAGCAAAAUUUUGAAAUAAUUUACAUUCCAAUUGAACAGAGAGGAAAAAAUGGAGAUUAUCACUGUUUGUUGCAGAUAACUUCAUUGCCGGUUGCCGUAUGUUUUGGGUCAGCUAAUACCAGAGAAGAUGCCAAAAUAAAUUCUGCUCGUAAUGCACUGAAUUUCAUUCAAUUAAUGUGCAGAAAGUGAACAUUACUAUGAACAAAUACUUGUGAAGCAUGGUACUUAACAGAUGCUGGAUUGUCACAGGAAAUCUGAUGCAUGUAGCAUUGCAGGCUUCAGGUCAGAUUGGCCAUUUUCACUUCUCUGCUCACACUGAAUUGAAUCUUACUACUUCCAAUGAGUUUUAUUUUUAACACAAGUAUUUCAUUUGUACUUUGACUACAAAUAAGUAAAUUUAAGUCUAACUAAUUAUAAAGUAAAUGAAAGUGUCACACAAUCUCUUAGAUAUUACCAUACUUUAUCCCUAGCACUUUAGUGAUAAGUUCUGAAAAUUUUAAAAAUAAUCAGUUCCCCCCUCUAAAAUUUAGUUUACUGGUAAACUGUAUUCACGUGAUCAUUUUUAUUUUAUUAAGUGUAUUUGCAUUUUCGUAUUAGCAUUUCAUUCAUUUUAUGUUCCCUUGCAUUUAUUAUUUGAAAUAUAUUUUGUGCUGAUUCUUCGUUAAGUUACCCAGACAUGCUAGGUGUUCUCACUUUCAAUGAACUUCCUAAAUAUAUGUAAUUUCACUUUACUUCUAUUAUUAAUUCAGCUCUAGCUCGCUGUAGCCUUAUCUACUGCUGAUACUUUCGAUCUUCCGAAGUUGCGGGCUUUUGUUCACCCGGUUUCGUUCUUCCAAUGUUCCUCUUGGGAACUGAGGAAAUUAGUUUAAAUGAAAUGCAGCAAGAAAUGUGUAUAAUUUAAUAGCCCAUACAAGGAAGUCAUGGUAUCCACAUCAGAUUUUAUUCUCUUGCCAUCAUGAAAAGAAUUAGAAAUAACCAUAGCAAUCUUUUCAUCAUCCCAUUUCAUUCUUCUGUCAAUUUCACAAUUUGUAGGAAUCUCUAUAUAGUGGACCAAGAAAAUUAUAGAUAUUUGCAAAAAAUGAAAUAAUUAAAUUAGUGUCUCAAGUAAAAAUGAAAAUUUAUUUUUCUUGAGACACUUAUCUAAUUAUUUAAUUUUCUGAUAUAUUUAAAGUAAAAUUCCCUCCCCCUUAUAAAUUAAAAUACAAAACUCACUUUCUUCUGACAUAAUUGAACAAUAAAUUUUUGUAUCUAAACAAAAAGCUGCAUCUAUAUUAAUUAAAAUAAAACAAAUUCAAUUUAUUGAUAUGAAUCCCAUAACAAGACCAUUUUUUUUUUUUUUUUUAUAUUCUGAAAAAUAAACAAUAUUCCUUUUCUAGUAGUUUCAACAUACAAAGUAAUUUUCUUAAUUUUUACUGUAUAAAUUACAUAUUAACAUUCGGCAUGUCUGUAUUAAUUCUAAUUAAUGCGAACAUUGUUGUGGAGAUAUUUAAUACACAUUUGGUUACAACAGAAUUCAAAUAUUUGAACUAAUUGUAACUAUAACCUAUCCAGAUAUUUUUAAAAAAUCCAGUUAUUUUUUUAACAUGCAUUUACUGAAAGCACAUUUGGAUUUUUUUAUAUUAUUCUUUAUUUCUAUGCAAUUAUGUAGUUGAAAAAUAUAUGAUGUUUUCAUCCCUCUCAAAACUCAUUUGGAGUUACUCCUUGGUCCAUUAACUGAAGCAAGCUUGUAAUGAUAGCAGCAAAAGGAAAACUAUAAUUCUGUUGUUUUCUCAUAUUCAUGGAUUCCAAUAACAGCUUUCCAAUAUAGGAGUGCAGGGCAUGUUUCCUUUUACCAAUAUCCAUAUGAAAAUUUUUAUAUAUCUGAUGAAUUAGUUCUCAUAUCUUUUUGCAAACAGCAUACAUGCAGCCCAUCUAAUCUUUUUUCUGGUUCAUAUAUGUUAACAGGAAAAUUCUCACAUGUUGAAAAGAAUUAUUUGGAAGUUACCUCCUUGUUAAACUGACCACUACAUAAGUUUGCAAUCUACGUAUUUCAGAUUGGAUAAUUUAAGCUUGCCAAUUUUAGCAACUAAGUGUGGUGGCUGCUCCAAUACUGCAUUAUCUAUCAUAAAAAUGAAUGAAAAAUUUUUAGUUUUAUAAGUAAUAUAGGUAUGAUAUAAUCUGGCCUGAGGGAGAAGAAACGAGAUAUUAAAGUUUGAUUUUGAUGACUGUGAUGACUGCUCUUGAUGUAGUAACCCCCCCUUUUUUUUUUUCAUAUUUGGAAUAAAAUUGCUUAAUUUAAUUUUUAAAUUGCCUCAUUCAAAGAUACUCGAUCUUUUUCUUCUCAUUGGGAACCUCUGCUUUAAAAAAUCAGAUUUCAGUCUUUGGAAGUAGGGGGUGAUCAAAGAGGUUUGAAUGGCUGAUGCAUAGAAAGAAGGAAGGCCAAAGAAACAAGGCAUUGUGUUGUGAUAUGUGUGUUUAAAUGUAGUUACAUAGUUAUUGACUUAUUUGUGAUCUUCCAAAUUAAAUUAUUUUUUAUGCGAGUCAAAGGCGGUGUACGUAAAUUUGUUUUUAUGUUGUGUAUUAUAACUGUAGAAUAAUAAUAUGUUGUAGCCAAACUCUGGCAAUAAAUGUACUGAAUUUUAAAAAUAAAUAUCUUUCAAUUUGAAUAA